Aphanomyces astaci is the source of this 1256-nucleotide messenger RNA. RefSeq lists its product as hypothetical. NCBI's taxonomy places the organism in Eukaryota, Oomycota, Saprolegniomycetes, Saprolegniales, Verrucalvaceae. The record is from RefSeq and is a predicted model, not a curated record. Gene Ontology annotation, biological process: phosphatidylethanolamine biosynthetic process; phosphatidylcholine biosynthetic process. The transcript has a single exon. Gene Ontology annotation, cellular component: cytoplasm. The coding region runs from base 4 to 1152 and encodes 382 amino acids. Gene Ontology annotation, molecular function: ethanolamine kinase activity; choline kinase activity.
UGCAUGUUUACCACCAGGACGCUUCGAGCACUUGUUCAAUCGACGCGAUCCCAGCAAUCCCAGCGCAUAUCCAUGAGCUGCACGACCUUCUCGCUCAAUGCGACGUCAUUCCUGAGUCCAUCCAGCCAAGAGGCGGACAAGCUGCAAUUCCGCUCUGAUGUUUCCAAGGUCUUGGGCAGCCUCUUGCCAGAGUGGACGGACGUGCCCGCCGCGGACGUUGUUCUCACCCAUCUCUCUGGCGCCAUGACCAACAUCAUCUUCACAUGUGAGAAGUCAUCGGAUCCGACGCAAAAGGUGUUCCUGCGAGUGUACGGGCACGGCACAGAAGCAUUCUUCUCCCGCCAAGAAGAAAUCCGUGUGUUUAAGGAACUGUCCCUGUUAAACCUUGGCAUUGGGUUGGUCGGGGAGUUCCAAAACGGCCGCUUCGAGCGCAUGAUCGAGGGCCGUACGUGCACUGCAGAAGACAUCCGACGCCCAGAGCUCUCGGAAAUGAUCGCUGCGAAGAUGGCCGUGUUCCACACGACCCAAGUUGACAUGGACCGCAAGCCACGCAUCCUCGCGAGCAUCCGCAAGCUGUUCAAGGACGCCCAGGCCGCAUACGCGACGACCCAUCGGCAGUUUCCUGACGUGGACGCCAUGGCGGCGGACAUUGCCGCGCUGGAGGCGCUGCUGGCGACCGUGGACUCCCCCGUCGUGUUUUGCCACAACGAUUUGCAGUACGGCAACAUCAUGCUCUCGACUAGCACUGGACAAGACAAAGACGGCGAAGAUGCUGUCCUGAUUGACUUUGAGUACAGCCACUACAACCCCCGAGGGUACGACAUCGGCAACCACUUUUCGGAAUGGUGCUACAACUACCACGGCGACGCGCCCCACUUGGGCGACUUUGCCAAGUACCCGACGGCGGCGGACCAGCGGCGCUUCUGCCGCGCCUACUUGUCGUCCCAGUCGGCGACCUGCGAUGACGUGGCAGACGCACACGUGGACCAGCUAAGACACGAAGCCAACGUGUACGCGAACGCCACGCACUUGUUUUGGGCCCUCUGGGGCUUUAUCCAAGCCACGCAGUCCACCAUCGACUUUGACUACUUUGGAUACGCAACGUGCCGGUGGCACGCGUUCAAGACGCGUGUGACACUGUCACAACCGUGACGAGGACGUCGUGUAGAAUGCGAGACUGGUGCUGCCAUACAGUAUACCCACACUGGGUUAGUGGUUCAACUUUAAUGUUGGUCAUUGAUUGUUUGUUGUCGUGU